Molecule: messenger RNA, 1608 nt
Organism: Sesamum indicum (sesame)
Lineage: Eukaryota; Viridiplantae; Streptophyta; Magnoliopsida; Lamiales; Pedaliaceae
Product: protein TIFY 6A
Biological process (GO): regulation of defense response; response to wounding; regulation of jasmonic acid mediated signaling pathway
Cellular component (GO): nucleus
Source: RefSeq, a predicted model, not a curated record
UCUAAUCAAAGUCUUCUCUCUCUCUCUCUCUCUCUCUCUCUCUCUCUCUCUCAUUUGUUUCUUUAAACAGAGGAAGCUGCUGUUUUUCUUCAGUCUUCACUGUUGGGAGUUGAUUCUUAUAGGGUUGUUUUACUAGUGAGGAAAGAUUUGAUCUUGGUGAGGUGGUGAUGGAGAGAGAUUUCAUGGGGUUGGCUGUGAAGCAGGAGGUUCUUGAUGAACCCAUUGAUGCAGCUCCAGUAAGAAGUUUACCAAUGCAGUGGUCAUUCCCAAACAAGGUUUCUGCUCUUCCUCAGCUCUUAUCUUUUCAGGAAGAAAAGCCUAAGACUGGUUUUGAUUCGCUCGCCUCGACUGGAUUGGUCACGAUAACGACUACAGACUCUGAGCAUAAAUCAUACUCUGAUGUGGUGCAGAAAAACAUUGUUCCUGAAAAUCAAAAUGGAGUUCGAUACACGGUGACAACCUAUCCUAUGAAACACCUGGAUACACGUACUAUUCAUCACCCUGUCACCAGCCCAACAAAUCUAACGGUUUUACCGGCUAUCAACACUGCUGUUCACCAGUCAUUUGUUGCUACUGCUGGACAGAAUCUGAUUUGCUCCGUCCGCACAGAACCUCUUGGUGGAGUUCUAAUGUCAAAUCAUGUCCGAGCUAUACCUUCUAGCAGUCCUGUUGUGGGAACCACUGAUUUAAGGAAUUCUUCCAAGAUCUUAGGAGCUCCUGCUCAGUUGACCAUAUUCUAUAAUGGUUCAGUGUGCGUAUAUGACAAUAUUUCUCCUGACAAGGCUCAGGCUAUCAUGUUAUUGGCUGGAAAUGGGCCUCCCACAACUUCUAGUAUGACAGUCCCUGCAGUUCCAGUUCAAGCAUCCGUGCCUAAGUCUUCUGUUCUUGAUGGUUUUGUUGUAAGUCAGCCUUAUGGUGCAACGGCUCUCCGUUCAAUCCCCACAGCUAUAACUUCUAUUAGUGUUUCUCAAUCUGCCGUCCGGUCUGCUACUAUCAAUGAUACGACUGCUUCAAAACCAGGGGGAAUUCUUGUGUCUUCUAACAAAGUUGAGUCUCUGAAAGUAGCCAAUUCUCAGGCAUCUACUUCUUCACACUUCCUUCCAUCAGGCACUGUGCCUCAGUUCCGCAGAAAGUCUUUGGCUCGGUUUCUGGAGAAGCGCAAGGAGAGGGUAAUCAACGCAAUGCCAUAUGCCAGUAAGCAGAACCCAGAUUGCAGCACUCCUGGAGCAGGCAGCCCAACUGUGUCCAUGAACUCUUCAGGCUCGUGUCCUGUGCCAGCCGUCAAAUGAUGGAAGAGCUAGGUUGCAGUGAAAACAGAUACCGUAUGACUCUUUCUUAUUGCAACUUGCAUACACAUUGUUUUCUUCUCUUGACUGUGAUGUCUUGAUUGUCUCUUAGACAUUGCUGUAGUCCAUUUUUGUUGUAACUGUGAUCUAAGGCGUUUCAGCCAAUCACACUAAGAAGGUAGUAGGCCUAUACAGGUUCCGAAAUUACACUGUAUACAUAUUAAUGUUACUGUAAAACAGUAGUAUUUUACCUAUUUAGCAGUAGAAAGGAUUGACUAUGUAAUCGUUUUGAAGGAAUAUAUGAUCAUGGUACCAAUAUCAA